Cygnus atratus (black swan) is the source of this 4583-nucleotide messenger RNA. It is a transcript of the gene SAMD11, whose product is annotated as sterile alpha motif domain containing 11. Gene Ontology annotation, biological process: positive regulation of transcription by RNA polymerase II. The transcript is spliced from 14 exons. The coding region runs from base 154 to 3186 and encodes 1010 amino acids. The record is from RefSeq and is a predicted model, not a curated record. Gene Ontology annotation, molecular function: RNA polymerase II cis-regulatory region sequence-specific DNA binding; protein binding; DNA-binding transcription activator activity, RNA polymerase II-specific. NCBI's taxonomy places the organism in Eukaryota, Metazoa, Chordata, Aves, Anseriformes, Anatidae.
GGAGGAGGGCGAAAGGGGGCCGGGUGGGCGGCGGGGAACCCUCCAGCCUGGUGAGAAGGUGGGUCGAUCUGGGGGAAUCAAUAAGCGUUUUUUUUUUUUUUUUUUUUUUUUUUAAACCAAAAUAAUGUCUACGGCAGCGGAGACCUCUCCGAGAUGUCAGGUAUUAGUCCGGAGGGGCAGAUCUGCGAGCCACACGGCAGCUCCCGGGGCUACGGUACAUUAGGCUCUCCGUGGGAGAGGGAUCCCAGGGAGCUCCGCUGGGGAGCCAGCCCAGGAGAUUUGUUCGCGGGCUGCUCCGGGGGAUACCAGCCACCUCCGGCACCCGAGCGCCAAAGGUGCUUGUGUUCCUGCUGCUGCUGCUGCUGCUGCUGCUGGCGCAUUUCAUCCAAACUCCAGCCAGAGCGGGGGCAAGUUGAGCCGGAGACAUCAGAGCCGCUGCGCUUUGGAGAGGCGAGGGCGCCCGGGGAGCGCAGUAGCACCAUGCCUGCUAUCAAGAAGGAGCGACUUGACAGGGAAGAGCUGGCCCUGGCAGCCUUUAACCAGCCCAUGGAAACCCUACCUGACUAUCUCGCCCCUCUGGCCGCCGCUGCCAUGCCGGUGGUAGCCCCCCACCCGCCGGCGUACGAGCAGAUCUUUGCCCACCGCGCGUACCUGGGCUUCCACGAGAGCCCCCACCCCUCCCACCCCCACCACCACCUCCCCGAGGACCUGAUGCUGGAGAGGUUUUCCUCCAUCCCGGAUUUCCAGCCCUUCUUUGACAACGGCGAGCCUUGCAUCGAGGUGGAGUGCGGGGAGAACAAGGCGCUGCUCUACAUCAAUAAGUUGUGCCAGGGGAGCAAGGGACCCUCUAUCCGGUACCGGGGCGAGUGGCUCACCCCGAACGAGUUCCAGUUUGUCAGCGGCAGGGAGACGGCCAAGGACUGGAAGCGCAGCAUCAGGCACAAAGGGAAAAGUUUGAAGACUCUUAUGUCCAAAGGAAUCUUACAGGUACAUCCUCCAAUCUGUGAUUGCCCUGGGUGUCGAAUUUCGUCUCCAGUGAACCGGGGUCGCCUGGCAGAGAAGAGGACGAUCCCCCUGCCUCCAACCAGGAUCCCGAAGAAAGAGCUGACCUCAAUUUUCUCGCAUAGUGACGACAGUGAAGAGAGUGACAAGGGCAAUGGUCAACACCCCGAAGUAAAGCAGGAGGAGGAUCUCCAUAUCAGUAUCAUGAAAAGAAGGAUACACACCCACUGGGAUUUAAACAUCUCCUUCCGAGAGACCUCUUGCAGCCGUGAUAACGACCUCUCCACUAUCAUCUCCAACCUGCAUCAGAGCCGUCAGCUCGUUAUGCCAGAGACCCAGAGCCGCUGUGAAUUCAAGAGGAACAGCAUCGACGUUGGCUUAGGAGCAGCAGAUGAGAUUUUAGGCAAGAGAAGAGUAUGUUCUCCCAACAGCAGCAGUGAGUGUCCUUUAGAAAGCAAGAAAGCCCGAAGUGAGUCCCCAAAGGAAAACUCCCACACGCCUCUGCUGGAGGACGCGGUGACUCAGAUGACCCCGGAGGAGCACUACAGGCGCAUGAUGUCAGCGCUGAACGAGCACGGCACGUUCGAGGAGCAGCAGCAGCAGCGUCUCUACCAGCUGGCCAACAGCAUGGCAGUGCCCAGCCACGGAGAUCUGCUCCGGGCUCGGCAAGAGGUGGCGGCGGCGGCGGCGCGCAACCCCGGCGCGAUGGAAGCGCACAUCCCCUCGGGCAGCAACUCGUCCAGCCAGCGGAGGAAGCAGGGGCUGCCCCAGCACAGGGACACCCACUUCCCCGAGAGGGAGAUAUCCCACCCGCCGCCGCUGCUGUCGCCCCAGAACGCGCCCCAUAUCGCCCUGGGGCCCCACUUGAGACCUCCUUUCCUCGGGGUGCCUUCGGCCCUGUGCCAGACACCAGGUUACGGGUUCCUACAGCCGGCACAAGCAGAGAUGUUUGCACGGCAGCAAGAGAUGCUACGAAAGCAAAACCUGGCAAGGUUGGAGAUGUCGGCCGAGAUCAUCCGCCAGAAGGAGCUGGAGAACCUCCACAGGCAGCGGCUGCUGGCCGGCGACCCUCUGAGCCUCCACCCGGGCUUGCCCCCGGACCACCCGGCCCUGCGCAACGUGCACGACAUCCCCGAGGGCCACCCGCUGCGGGAGGAGCUGUCCCGGCGCAACGCCAUGCUGGUGCUGCGGCACAACAACGCGCCCCUGCUGUCCCUCAACCCCGGCGUCCCCAGCAGCGCCACGCCGCCCAAGGAGCAGCCGCGGCGGGGCAGCAGGAAGGCGGCUCAGCACCGAGCCGAGCCGCAGGGGCCGAGCGAGGCCAAGGAGCCGGCGGAGCCCCGCGGGGCGCGGGACGGGGCGCCGGACUGUAACGACGAGGAGAUGAAGGACUCGGAGAGCGACGCGGACGUGAGCGACGAGAAGCCGGAGAGCCUGAAGGCGGAGAGCAGCGGCUCGGCCGCGGAGCUGAAGGAGUGCAAGGAGACGGGCAAGGGCUGCGAAGGGGCCAAGGAGCUGGGGGAAGGGGCCGCCGGCCCAACCGCGCCCUGCAGCUCGUCGAGCGCCGAGUCCCCCAGCCACUUGCUUGGGCCGGGCAUCAACAAAAGCGAGGUGAAGUACCUGCCGCCAGCCUCCAUCCCGCCGCCCCAGCCGCUGCCCUUCGGGUUCCCCUACACGAUGAGCCCGUACUUCCACGCAGGCACCAUGGGAGGUCUGUUUCUGGAUGGCGAGGAGAGCCCCGCGCUGGAAGACAUCAGCAAAUGGACAGUGGAGGACGUGUGCAGCUUCGUGUCCAACUUGUCCGGCUGCACCGAGUACACUCAGGUAUUCCGCGAGCAAGCGAUCGACGGCGAGACCCUGCCCCUCCUGACGGAAGAGCACUUGCUGAACAACAUGGGGCUGAAGCUCGGCCCCGCGCUGAAGAUCCGCUCACAGGUCGCCAAGAGAGUGGGCAGAGUGCUGUACAUGGCCGGCUUCCCCAUGGCUUUCCCUCUGCAACCCCCUGGUUUGCGGCCUCCGGAGCGGGACCUGCCCCCCGCCGACCUGCGGCCGUCCUCCACGGGCAGCGUGGCCUCGCCCUUCAGCAGCGGGCUGCCCUCCGCCAGCCGCAUCUCACCAAAGCAGGAGAACGGCAACCCCGCCAUCCUCGCCGGGCUCAACGACACCACGAAACCUCCCUCCUAACUGCAGGCCAGCUCGGGGCUGCUGCUGGAACUGAGCUUCAGCUGGGGAGACCGAAGGGAACGCGGUGCGAGAGCAGGAGAGCCUCCCUCAGUGCGAGACACGGGAGCGAGGAAGGGAGGGUUUUACUUUUUUUUUUUUUUUUUUUUGGAUGCAUUUGCUUUUUGUUUAAAAAAAAAAAAAACAAAACCACGGACGUUUUAAAAACUGUAAAAAGGGAAGGAAAGAAAACUAUCCAAAGAUGUAGCGAGACAACACGAGUGAAGAGGAAGACGAUGCUGGAGGCCAGCAGCGGUCCCCUUCCCUUCCACACCCCUUCGCGCUCACCAGGCUGACGGAGAGCUGGGGCCGGGGAGGAACGCUCCUCUUUGCCUUCAGAGCCACACGGCUUUCAGGAACUUCUGGCAGUGACUCCGAGCAGGGCCAGGGACCGGGCACUGCUCCUCCCAAUGGUACUCGGCCCCCCUGAGCGAAAAGAAACCCACGGAAACGGCAAGCACCCGCCUUCCCGAGCAGCUCCUCCUCCCUGGAAACUGUACUCAGUUCCUCAUUCAGGUGUCUAUGCAUCUCUAGCGACUUUUAAAACAAUACCAAAGACAGACAAAAAAAGAAAAAAAAAAUAGAAAAAAAACCUAAAAGGCAAGUUCCGGUCCAUGUUUACUUCAGUGUGGAUGGUACGGCACAGGCGGCUCGCUGCCGUCCCUCGGCUGGGGGCUGCCCUCUCCCCGGCGCCUUUUCCUUGCAGCACACACCCAGGAGGACUCUGCCCGCGCUCCAGCCCCGCAGAGCUGCUUUUUUUUUCCUUCGUUUUGUUUUAAAGAAGAAAAAAAAAAAAGAGUGUGUGUGUGUGCUUAGGUGGGACGAAGGGUCACAGGCCUCACUCCAGCGUGGCCCUCUCCCUCUGUCGCGUGUACUUACGGACUCAUUUCUACAUUUGGUUUAUUUUUUUUGUUUGUUUGUAGGGUUGGUUUUGUUCCUUUUAAAGCCUUGUUACAGAGGUGGAUGUAGUUGCACAUUCUGGCCUGCUGUGGACCAUGAGACGGAUACCUGUGCGCUCCCAGAGGAGGGGGAGGGAUGUUGGGAUGUUGGGGGGGGUGGGGGUCAGGCUAAAAACCAAGGGGCAGAGUUUUUACUACUGUGAAUGAGAUGGUAACUCCUGGGGGUGACCCCCUGUGACUUGUACAGUUGUGAGCAACAAUCACAUGUGGUACUUUUCUCUCUCUCUCUCCUCUUUUUUUGUUUAAACGUUGCACGUGCUGCCGUUUUUUUCUUACCAGAUAGCUUGGUGGUACAUUAGCUUCUUUAUAUUGUAAAAAAAAAAAAAAAAUUGUCAUUAUCCAUCACAUCACGAUAAAAAUGCUUUCCAGCAAUCAGUUUAAAUAAAAAAGAAAAACACUUAA